GUGUAAGAUUGCGUGUGACACCGGGAGACUGCAAGAGUGAGCACGACUGUAUGUGGGGGUCACUGGACGUGUGACUGUGUGUCUCCGUGUAACACCAUGGAAUAUUGCGUGACAGUGCUCAACAAAGUUGUCGUGUGAGGAAUUCCCUGUCACAGUGUGAGACCCUGACUAAGUGCGGAUGAGGUUGCUGUUGGGCGCGAGACAGAAGUUUCAGCUGCACGCGAAUGUGUGUGACGGACGUCUUGAGAGAUUGUGUGUGACACUGGGUGAAACUGCACAUGGGGACACUCUGAGAUAGGAUGUCUGUGCUUGUGCGAGGUGGCAUGUGCCACCCUCUGAGAGAUUGCGAGGGACCGGUGUGGCAUUUUGAGGGGCCCCGUGGCUGUGGCACUGUAGGACCGUGUGUGUGGAGCGCGGGUCAGUCGUGAGACAGUGAGGUAGUGUGCACCUGUGUGAGGGGCUGGGGUGGAAUGACACGGGGCAGGCAUGACAGGGUGGGAGAGCACGUGCGAUGGAGUGACAGGCUGUGCGGGACUCAGAGAAGAGAUUCGUGUAAAUGCAGGGUGUGGGGCACGCCGGGAGAGACUGUCUAGUCCUGUGAGCGCGUGUGUGCGUGUGUGUGCCAGAGGGACAGAGACAGGCAGAGGCAGAAACGGAGAGGGGGACUGGGAGAGAGAAAAGGGGAGAAAAAGAGACAGAGAACAGGAGCGACAGAGACACAGAAACAGAAAGACAAAGAAGAGGACAGACAUAGAGAGGGGACCCACAGAGACAGAUCCAAGGUGGCCAGGGCGCAGGGGACGGCGCCGGUGGCAGUAGAAGGAGGCGGGCCCUCAGGGGCUGCGCCCUGGGGGAGGGGGCGGGGCAGGACUGGGGGGGACCCAGACGCGGUCUCCCAGCCUCCUGCCACCUGCCUGCCAUCCUGGCCCAGGAGCAGCAACAGUCAUGUCCAACAACAUGGCCAAGAUCGCGGAGGCCCGCAAGACUGUGGAACAGCUGAAGCUGGAGGUGAACAUCGACCGCAUGAAGGUGUCGCAGGCGGCGGCCGAGCUCCUGGCCUUCUGCGAGACCCACGCCAAAGAUGACCCACUGGUGACGCCGGUACCCGCCGCAGAGAACCCCUUCCGCGACAAGCGCCUCUUUUGCGUCCUGCUCUGAGUCGUCCCGACAGCUUACCCCUCCCCUGCCAAAGUAUGGAUCCAAUAAACGUGGUGACUGCGGUGGUACCUGUGCUUGUGGGGAAACUGAGGCA
Ailuropoda melanoleuca (giant panda) is the source of this 1252-nucleotide messenger RNA. RefSeq names its product G protein subunit gamma 8 (gene GNG8). The transcript has 3 exons. Bases 946 to 1158 code for a protein of 70 amino acids. Gene Ontology annotation, biological process: G protein-coupled receptor signaling pathway. Gene Ontology annotation, molecular function: G-protein beta-subunit binding. Gene Ontology annotation, cellular component: heterotrimeric G-protein complex. NCBI's taxonomy places the organism in Eukaryota, Metazoa, Chordata, Mammalia, Carnivora, Ursidae. The record is from RefSeq and is a predicted model, not a curated record.